AUGGAAGGUCAUAGUGACAUGAAUGAGAGAAAAGAAAGUUUGAUUAAUGUUGUGAUAGGAGGAUCUGGAGAGGAAGAAAUAGAGAGAAGUUCUAUCGGUGACAACAUAACUGGUGGUGCAUCUGUAGAUGAACGUGGUGAAUCAUCAUCGAAGAGGAAGAAACCCAUUAGGCAUAAUGCCGAUCAGAUUCAAGAGCUUGAAUUGUUUUUCAAAAAGAAUUCACUUCCUAACAAAAAAGUACGACUAGAACUUGCAACAAAAUUAUCCAUGGACAUCAACCAGUUGCAAUUGGAAUUGUACGAAAAUAAGACUCUAAAGCAAGAAAAUGACAAGCUUCGCAUAGAGAAUAUUGUAAUGAAGGAAGCCCUAAAAAAUUCAAUUCGUGACAAUUUUAAAGAAAACAUUGAUGAGAAUCAAAUAAAGAUUGAGCAUGACCAAUUGGAAGAUGAAGUUAAAUGGCUUACCGCCCAAGCGUACAAAUCAAGCUUAUUUAAUAAAGAUGUAGUGCAGGAUAAGAUGGUGUUAUUGAAUCUUGCUAUGGAUGCCUUGAAUGAGCUUUUUAGGCUGUAUGAGAAUGAUAAACCUCUUUGGGUAAGCAGUUUGGAUGGAGGUGGAGAAACAUUAAAUAUUAAGGAAUAUGCUCGAUUGUUUACCCUAUUAAUUGGCACGAAACCUGAGCAUUUCACAACGGAAGCCACAACGGCAUCAGGUACAGUGGCUGACACCAGUUUGGCAUUGGUGAAUACACUAAUGGAUAAGAGGGAGUGGGUAGAGAUGUUUCCAUGCAUUGUUGGAAAAAUAUAUACUACUGAUGUGAUUUCCACUGGCAUAGGUGGAAAUAAGAGCGGUUCUCUGUUAUUGAUUAAAACCGAAUUGCAAAUCAUUUCUGACCUAGUUUAUGUUCGCGAAGUACAAUUUCUUCACUUCUGUAAGAAACAUGCUGAAGGUGUCUGGGCUAUCGUCGAUGUGUCUGUUACUUGGAUUGAGCACAUGGAAUAUAAUGAAAAUCUUGUCCACGAUUGGUAUCGCCCUUUGAUAAAGACUGGUCUGGGAUUUGGUGCUCAAAGGUGGAUGGCUACUUUGCAAAGACAAUAUCAGUUCUUGAAAGUGAUGAAGUCAAUUAUUGAUCCCAUUGCUUUAUUUGUGGCAGUUGAUUUAAGUGGUGAGAGAGGUGAUGAUUCUGGUGCUAAUCGAGUGGUUUUGCAAGAUACUUGCAUGGAUGCAACUGGAUCUCUUUUGGUUUAUGCUACAAUUGAUUCACAAGAAAUUAAUACCGUGAUGAAAGGGGGAGACUCUUCUUGUGUGACUCUCUUCUCAAAUGGAAUAACAAUAGUCCUGGAUUGUUUUCAAGAUUUUUUUACAACUAAUAACUAUAAUGUUAUUUCUGGGGAGAUGAAUAAUGGGUUCGGUGGUGGAUCGUUGAUGACUACCAACUUUCAAAUUGUGGGGAACAUCUUUCCAGCUACAACUCUUUCUAUGGAGUUGGUCAAAGAAGCAAAUGCACUCACAAACAAUUCAUAA
Messenger RNA from Solanum tuberosum (potato), 1521 nucleotides. RefSeq names its product homeobox-leucine zipper protein ANTHOCYANINLESS 2-like. Lineage: Eukaryota; Viridiplantae; Streptophyta; Magnoliopsida; Solanales; Solanaceae. Gene Ontology annotation, molecular function: lipid binding; DNA binding. Bases 1 to 1521 code for a protein of 506 amino acids. The transcript has 8 exons. The record is from RefSeq and is a predicted model, not a curated record.